Molecule: messenger RNA, 396 nt
Organism: Culex pipiens pallens (northern house mosquito)
Lineage: Eukaryota; Metazoa; Arthropoda; Insecta; Diptera; Culicidae
Exons: 1
Coding region: 130-300 (56 amino acids)
Source: RefSeq, a predicted model, not a curated record
UGAACUUUGACGGCGAGUUGGAACAUCUGUGUCAUUCUCGAAGGAGGAGGAAGUGAUCGGGAGCUAUCCGUUUAGGCGCUUUACUUCCCAGCCGGAAAACGUCGACUUCCCUUCUCGAAUCAACAACCAAUGGCCAUCUCCUCCAAGCCUGUCCUGAUGAUGGCCGGCAACGAGACCACCCUGUUCUCUACAACGCUGUCGCGCUCCAAAAUGAAGGCCGCGAUGUUGCUGCCCAACGAAACGUCCAUCCGUAACCUGCUCAGCAUGGGGCCUUCGGACGUGACCGGUGACGUACCGUAAGAAUCGGUUCAGCUUGGACGCGGAAGUGAGCCUACCAUAAGCAGAUGCGUUGAAUACAAAAAAACGGAAGCAACUGUUUUAAUAUUAAAAUAUUGA